Marmota monax (woodchuck) is the source of this 5452-nucleotide messenger RNA. RefSeq names its product ERCC excision repair 5, endonuclease (gene Ercc5). Gene Ontology annotation, biological process: nucleotide-excision repair. Gene Ontology annotation, cellular component: nucleus. Bases 410 to 3931 code for a protein of 1173 amino acids. The transcript has 17 exons. The record is from RefSeq and is a predicted model, not a curated record. Gene Ontology annotation, molecular function: DNA endonuclease activity; single-stranded DNA binding. Lineage: Eukaryota; Metazoa; Chordata; Mammalia; Rodentia; Sciuridae.
CACCAUUCUGUGAGAAGGAAGCUGAGAAGGCACCAUUCCUUGUGAAAUUACAGACCCACCCAAGGAAAGCUAGCAGAAUCCGAGUUAUGCCUUCUGUCGUUUGUCACGUCCUCUCUCAUCGCCUACCCCGGUCUUCCAUCGGAAUGCAAACAUUUGGGAUAAAGCCCUGACAAGUCGAGGCCCUGCUCUACGCCAACGCGAACCGUUCCCCGUCCGCUCUCUUCCUGGAGGAGGUGUCAGCCGCCAGGAAGUGUUCUGGCGUGGAUUCCCCUUCCUGGUGCGCUCUCGGGCCAGUUCCCCGGGAAACGUGGGCUUUCUAUUGUUUUCCGCUCCUGGGUUCCGGGAGGUGGCGUCACCUGACUUUGUAGAAGAGCUGGAGUAAAAGGCCGAUCCCGGACGCGCCUGCCCCAUGGGAGUCCAGGGGCUCUGGAAGCUGCUGGAGUGCUCGGGGCGGCAGGUCAGCCCCGAGGCCCUGGAGGGGAAGGUCCUCGCUGUGGAUAUCAGCAUUUGGCUCAACCAGGCACUUAAAGGAGCCCGGGAUCGCCAUGGGAACGCCAUAGAGAAUGCCCAUCUUCUCACUUUGUUUCAUCGGCUCUGCAAACUCUUAUAUUUUCGAAUUCGCCCUAUUUUUGUGUUCGAUGGGGAUGCUCCACUGUUGAAGAAGCAGACUUUGGCAAAAAGAAGGCAGAGGAAGGAUUUGGCCUCCAGUGACUCCAGAAAAACUACAGAGAAGCUUCUGAAAACGUUUUUGAAAAGACAGGCUAUCAAAACCGCCUUCAGCAGCAAAAGAAAUGAAGCACUACCCAGUCUUACACAAGUUCGAAGAGAGGAUGACAUCUACGUUUUGCCACCUUUACAAGAGGAAGAAAAACAUAGUUCAGAAGAAGAAGAUGAAAAAGAGUGGCAAGAAAGAAUGGAUCAGAAACAAGCAUUACAGGAAGAGUUCUUCCAUAAUCCUCACUCAAUAGAUAUUGAGUCUGAGGACUUCACCAGCCUACCCCCGGAAGUAAAGCAUGAAAUCUUGACAGAUAUGAAAGAAUUUACCAAGCGGAGAAGAACAUUGUUUGAAGCAAUGCCAGAGGAGUCCAAUGACUUUUCACAGUACCAACUCAAAGGCUUGCUUAAAAAAAACUAUCUAAACCAGCACAUAGAAAAUGUCCAAAAAGAAAUGAAUCAACAGCACUCAGGACAGAUCCAGAGGCAGUAUGAAGAAGAAGGGGGUUUUCUGAAGGAGGUAGAAUCGAGGAGAGUGGUCUCUGAGGACACUUCACAUUACAUAUUGAUAAAAGGUUUUCAAGCUAAGAAAGUGGAAGAAGUGGGUUUGGAGUCUCUUCCUUCUUCCAGCAAAAUGCACAACAUUUCUUUUGACAUGAAGUCAUCUCCCUGUGAAAACCCAAAGCCAGAGAAAAAACCUGAUGCCACCCCUCCUUCUCCAAGAACGCUGCUAGCUCUGCAAGCCGCCAUGCUGGGCAGUAGCUCCGAAGAGGAGCCUGAGAGUGGAGCCCCAAAGCAGCACAGCAAGAGGGGUGCUGCGCCAGACCAAGGCUCCGUAUCACCACGGACCCUCUUGGCCAUUCAGAGAGCUCUUGAUGAUGACGAAAAUGUGGGAGUGAGUGCCGGGGACAGCAUGCCGGCAGGAGGGCCAGGAGUGAGGACGCUGCUUAGAGACAGCCCCGGCCAAGAGCAUGCUGAAGGGCCUAAAGUGAGAGAAGGGGGAGCAGGGCUGCUCACCACGGGCCCCCCUCCAGCCAACGUGCACUUCCUGGAGGAGCCCGGGGCCAGCCCUGGCAGUGGAGAGGAGCUGACAGACUCGGUUCAUUUGUUGAGCACUCUAGUUAGUCAAGGCAGUAAGUCUGACGUUCCAGAAGAACACAUGCCACUCACUCACACGGAGAAGGGAGUCUCUCAGAUGAACAGUGAGUCCACAGAUAAGGCCAGGAAGGGUCCUCUUCCACACAGUGACAGGCCCGGGCUCCCCCGGGGACAGGAACUGACACAGACACCUCCCACAAGCACAGCUUCUGAACCCAGGAGCGAAGCACAUGCUGAGGAGCUCGAGGUGCGGGCAGGUCCUGGCCCUUCCCAGAGUGGAUAUGAUUCUGCUUUGUCAAGCGAUGAUGAAAGAGAAGCUGGAGCAAGGCCCGCUGAGGUCACUGGCAUCAGCACUUUACAAGAAAGGAGGGACAUAGUAAGUGUCCCUUCAGAGGCAGUAGGUAACCUAGAAAAUGCCAUGCCCUUAAAUGCUGCAGAGCACGAGGAUAUCCCCCAAACCAUCCAGGAAUGCGAAAUAACUACACCCGCGGGCCAGGAGCGAGUGUCAGUCCUGAAUUCCUUGGAACCAGUGGAGAUGGAGUCUGAAGAAAGUGAAUCUGAUGGAAGCUUCAUUGAAGUGCAGAAUGUGACAAGUGAUGAUGAACUUGAAGCUUCCGAACCUCCCUCUGAACAAAGUGAAGAGGAGCCAAGAGGAACUGAGGAGGAAGAAGCCCCUGGUGGCACCCAGAGCCUCCUACAGGACAACUCAGAAGGCGAGGACUCUGAUACUGACCCACGCAAAAAAGCUGAAAAGGAAGCAGAAGACUCCCUGGAUGAAUGGCAAGAUAUCAACUUGGAGGAGCUGGAAACCCUGGAGAGCAACCUCUUAGCACAACAGAAUUCACUCAAAGCUCAGAAGCAGCAGCAAGAGCGGAUCGCUGCCACUGUGACGGGACAGAUGUUCCUGGAAAGCCAGGAGCUCCUGCGCCUGUUUGGCAUUCCCUACAUCGAGGCUCCCAUGGAGGCGGAGGCGCAGUGUGCCAUCCUGGACCUCACCGACCAGACUUCUGGAACCAUCACCGAUGAUAGUGACAUCUGGCUGUUUGGAGCACGGCAUGUCUAUAAGAACUUUUUCAAUAAAAACAAAUAUGUAGAAUAUUACCAAUAUGUGGACUUUCACAACCAAUUAGGAUUAGAUCGGAACAAAUUAAUAAACUUGGCCUAUUUGCUUGGAAGUGAUUACACUGAAGGAAUACCAACUGUAGGCUGUGUAACAGCCAUGGAGAUUCUCAAUGAAUUCCCUGGACGUGGCCUGGAACCUCUCCUAAAAUUCUCAGAGUGGUGGCAUGAAGCUCAAAAAAAUAAGAAGAUAAGACCCAAUCCUUAUGACACCAAAGUGAAGAAAAAACUACGGAAAUUGCAACUCACACCUGGUUUCCCUAACCCAGCGGUUGCGGAUGCUUACCUCAGACCUGUGGUGGAUGACUCAAAGGGCUCGUUUCUGUGGGGGAAACCGGAUCUUGACAAAAUUAGAGAAUUUUGUCAGCGGUAUUUUGGAUGGAACAGGACUAAAACGGAUGAAUCUCUAUUUCCGGUAUUAAAGCAACUGGAUGUCCAGCAGACUCAGCUCCGGAUUGAUUCUUUCUUUAGACUGGCUCAGCAGGAGAAGCAAGAUGCUAAGCGCAUUAAGAGCCAGCGACUCCACAGGGCCGUGACGUGUAUGCUGAGGAAGGAAAGGGAAGCGGCCGCCCCCCAGGUGGAGGGAGAGAGCGAGACGCUGGGCCAGGCCCCGGGCAGCGCCCAGAAGAGGAGCCUCGCCGAGGAACCGCAGGAGGCCUCGAGCCUGAAGAGGAGGAGGAGGCUGUCCGAGUCUGGAGGCCCCGAUGGAUGCGGUGGGUUUUUGGGGCUGAGCUGCCUCUCGGAGUCCGGUGCCUCUUCGGGUGAGGAGGCCGGAGGUUCGCCGCCGAGGAACGUGCGCCGGAGAGGAGCUGGGGCCAGGCGGGGGGUCGUCGGGCCCCGCGCUCCCGUGCAGGCGGCCGGGGUGAGCACCAGCAGCUCCAGCGAGGACGAGGAGGACCGCGGCGGGAGCGCCAGGGCCGCCCUGGUGACGGCCAGGCCCGUGUUUGGGAGGAGAAAAGGGAAGGCGAGCCGUGCCAGGGGAAGAGCGAGGCAAACCUGAUUCAGAAUCUGCCUUCUCCUCCGCGGCCCUGAGGACAGUGAAAUUAAAUGCGUUGGCACAGUCUUCUAUCCAGUGUGUGGUCUUUAAAAAGAUUGGCGCGUGUCCCCUGCCACGUCGGGUGUUUUCUUGUUCUCAGAGACUUUCUCUCUUCCCGAUUCCAUACCUUACACUGCCUGGUGCUUUCUGACCCAUAAGGAAAAAAAAAAAAGAACAAAGAAUCUACAUGACCAGCGCCGGCUCUCAGAAUGCCUUCCCUCUGACUCAUACCUAGUUUUCAAGAAAUGAUCAAGAAAACAUCAAUAUAUAGCCAUCCAUUGAUUGAUCACUUGAUGGAGCCAGAAGUUCAAGAAGAGGCCAGAGAAGACCAUGACGACAAGCAGGUGGUCUCAGAGAUCAUGGCGAGAUGUUUUAUCCCAACUCUGGUAACAAGCAUUUCCUGGGAAGCCUUUCAUUUUGUUGGUCAUGAGAUUCGGAUUACUGAAGCGAUGGACUGUUACGGUGCUGUUGUUUGGCCCUCGGUAUAAUUUCAUACAAAAUUUGCUACAUUCAAUUGUUUUCCAGUCAGUUUGGUUCACUGAUGUGUUUUACAUGGAAGAAGGAAACAGGUUGUAUAAUGCUACUAUGUGACCUCACACAGCACUAAAACUUAGAAAUCAUGCAAUUGGGAAGUCAUUUCCACUAAUUAAUUCUAUUUCUAACUUUAUCAAAAUUUGUGAGACACAUAAAAACAUUGUUUACUCCUUCAGUUUUUUAUGACUGUAGAGUUUAGAAGAGUCAAUGUUUUUAUUUCCCAUUUUACUGGCUCCAUUUGGGUUAAACAAUUAUAGUGACAUCUGUAUGAGUCUAACAUGCAGAAUAUUCUCAAAGGGCACCCACUCCUUCAACAACUGAGCAUGAAGGACACAGACCCUCCACUGCAGCCUGCCCUGGCCCACACACUAAAAAUAACUGGUAUUAUUACUAGUUGCUUCCUUGAAACGUGACCCAAUUUAAGCAACUAAACUCUGUACUUUUAGUUAUCUCUCUUUCCUCCCAGUAAUCCCCAAAGACUAUUUUUAGACAAAAUGUUAAACAUAUUGGGGUUGUAAUUCUGUGAUGAUUUCCUGGAAUGAGGCCUAUGAACAGCCACAGAUGCUCUCCUACUCACAUGGGGAUACUCACCUGUAACAUCAGUGACACAUUUACCUACUGGAGUUUCAUCUUGCUCUUUGUUACUACUUGCCAAGCACCAACUUUUUAAUUUAAUUUUUGUAGGCACUUGUUUUAUGCUAUUUCCUGGAAACAAAUGCAAAGCAGUAUAAUAUGGUUGAUAAAAACGUGAUUGAAAUUGGAGCUGGAACAGGGUUGGUCUCCAUUGUGGCAAGUUUACUGGGUAAGUAGGUAUUUUUGAUUGAAUGGGGGAAUGAGAAUUUAAUGAUCCAAAAUAAGUAGUCUUUACUCUCCAAUGUGCUAUAUGACCUGAGUUUCUUUGUAACCUUAAUUGUUUAAAUGGACUUCAUCAAUAAACUGUACCAAUCCUUA